UUAUUGUAAAGUGUGUAGAGAAAUUAAAUGUAUGGUGUUUUUUUUAGUAUAGUGACUGACAGUAAAACACUCAGAUCUAAAAGUCCAUUUCACCUGGGACAGUUAUGUGACAGUUCAAUCAUACAAAAUGGCGCUAACUGGGCGUAGGCAAGUCAAAUUCAAAAACAUAUUGUUCAUAUAUCGUAUUAUACGAUUUGUUUAUCGUGAUUAUUUUACAAUUUGUAAAAAUUUUAAUGUAUCAUAGUUCUAAAUCAUCUUUCAGAAUAUCAGAACAUUUGUUGUUUUCUAAACUACAAUGAGCUCCUGCUUCCUGUGUAAUUUGGUAUGAAACCACUGAACAUACUUUUCUUAACAUUGUUAUUAUGAACUGAAUUCAGUAACAGCAUAAUUAUAUCAUACCUGUUGAACAAAGCAACACACUAGAAUGAGAGAAAUUAUUAAAAGAGAAAGUGACUUAUUAAUAUUAUAUUGUUGUUGUUAAAUUGUUUUAUUAUUAUUAGUUCCACUACAUGGAGAAAUUGUGAAAAAUAUUAAAUCACCUAACUGUUUGGAUGUGUCUUUCUAUGUCUGUUAGUAAAUGUUUUAUUUCUAAGAGAUAAUGAAUAAAAGAGAACAAUUGACCUUCAAUAAUUAGUUGGCCCUGUGUUAAUCACAACCAACAUGCUGGAUCUCUGUUUAGGACGUCACUGUGUUAACCACAACCAACAUGCUGGAUCUCUGUUUAGUUGUUACUGUGUUAACCACAACCAACAUGCUGGAUCUCUGUUUAGUUACUGUGUUAACCACAACCAACAUGCUGGAUCUCUGUUUAGUUGUCACUGUGUUGACCACAACCAACAUGCUGGAUCUCUGUUUAGGGGUCAGUUCUCUAAAAUGAGUCUCUCUGGGGAACAUGACACCAAAUCUAAGAGACCAAUCAAGCAGAAGAGACCAGCCUCCCGUGUCCCCAGCUGUGUGUCCAUGAAGAGUGACUGGUCUAUGGAACCUCCUAUAUUCUUUAGAGAGGGAGACUUUUCUACUGAACAAAGUCCAAUCAAGCAGGAGAGACCAGCCUCCCCUGCACCCAGCUGUGUGUCCAUGAAGAGUGACAAGUCUAUGAAGCAACCUAAUCACUUUAGAGAGGGAGACUUUUCUACUGAACAAAGAAACCAACAGGAGAGAUCCGAGUCAGAUAUUGUCAGUGGUCAGUCUCCCCCGAGUCAUCAAGCAGACCUGGCCUCCAUAUUCAGUUUGCUUGAAGAGAAUAUUAUGACAUUUGUGAAGAACGAGCUGAAGAUGUUCAAGAGGAUUCUUAGUCCUGAACUCCCAGAAGGCUUUGAGAGUCAGAAGCAGGAUAAGGAAGUAGUAGAUGCUGAAGAUGAGAAGCAGGAGAGCAGUGCCAGAGAGGGGGCUCUGAAGAUCACACUGCACGUCCUGAGGAAAAUGAACCAGAAGGAGCUUGCUGACACACUGGAGAAAAGUAAGAGCUGUCUGCCUCAUGUUGAAUGCUGUUUUAUAAAAUUUAAAAGCUAUAGCUAAAGUACAGCUAAAGUAGCUGUGUAACUCAAUGAUAUUGUAGCAGCCUUAACACAACACCUAGUGACCUCAUCAAGUAGUAGCAGCGAUGUGUUGUGGUGAUACAUUUUUUGAGACAGAGAGAGAGGGAGAGGGAGAGAGAGGCAACAUUAAUAAUACCAUCAGUAAUACCAAUAAUAAUAUAA
This is a messenger RNA of Salmo salar (Atlantic salmon), 1700 nucleotides long. The record is from RefSeq and is a predicted model, not a curated record. NCBI's taxonomy places the organism in Eukaryota, Metazoa, Chordata, Actinopteri, Salmoniformes, Salmonidae.